AUGGAUUGCUGCUGGGCCCCUUUCCUCUGCCUGUGCCUCUUGGCGUCUCAGAGCAGGACGGCAGAGGCGUCCCAGACGACCCUGAAAUGGAUGGAGAGAAUGGAGGCGGUAACCAGGGGCAGGAGCAGCACACCUCAUGCUGACCUCGUUCACGGCCUAGAGUCGGAGCUGCUCAAUGCCAGCUUCACCGGCCACAACCUCACCUUGCAGACGCACACCAUCCAGGCACUGGCCUUCAAGCUGAACUGCAACUUCGCUGGUCUCUCUCUGAGCAGUGCCGUUCUGGAGAAGGUCCCCCAGGCCCAGCCUCAACACGCCAUGCAGUUCCCGGCCGAGCUGACCCGGAAUGCCUGCAGGACCCGCUCUGGGGAGCUUCGUCUCAUUUGUAUCUAUUUCUCCAGCAGCCGCUUUUUCCAGAAAGACAUCAACUCAUCUCUGCUCAAUAACUAUGUUCUGGGGGCCCAGCUGAGCCAUGGACAUGUGAGAAACCUCAGUGAACCAGUGAACAUCAGCUUCUGGCACAACCAAAGCCUGGAAGGCUACACAGUGACCUGUGUCUUCUGGAAGGAGAGCACCAACGAGAGUUACUGGGGGGCCUGGAGCCCCGAGGGCUGUCACACACAGCGGCCCUCACCUUCCCAGGUGCUCUGUCGCUGCAACCACCUCACCUACUUUGCUGUUCUUAUGCAACUCUCCCAGGCCCCUAUCCCUGCAGAGUUGCUGGCCCCUCUCACCUACAUCUCCCUGGUGGGUUGCAGCAUCUCCAUCGUGGCCUCGCUGCUCACUGUCUUGUUGCACCUCCAGGCCAGGAAGCAGAGUGACUCCGUAACACUCAUCCACUUGAACCUGCACACCUCCGUGCUGCUCCUCAACAUCGCCUUCCUGCUGAGCCCUGUGCUGGCCACGCCCCCAGUGCCCGGGGCAGCAUGCGUGAUGCUGGCCGCUACCCUGCACUUCGCGCUGCUCAGCUGCCUCACCUGGAUGUCCAUUGAAGGCUUCAACCUCUACCUCUUACUCGGGCGCGUCUACAACAUCUACAUCCGCCGAUACGUGCUCAAGCUCUGUGCCGUGGGCUGGGGGGUCCCGGUCUUCCUAGUGCUGCUCCUUCUUGCCGUCAAGAGCUCUGUUUACGGACCCUGCAAGAUCCAACUCUCCGACAGCCAGGGAAACAGCACGAUCUUCAAGAACACGUCCAUAUGCUGGGUGCAGAACUCCUGGGUGCACCGUGUCCUGGUCAUGGGCUAUGGUGGCCUCACGUCCCUUUUCAACCUGGUGGUGCUGGCCUGGGCGCUGAGGGUCCUCAACAAGCUGCGGGCGCGGGAGAAGGCGCCGGGCGCCCGGGCCUGCCGGGACACCGUCACCGUGCUGGGCCUCACGGUGCUGCUGGGCACCACCUGGGCCUUGGCCUUCUUCUCCUUCAGCGUCUUCCUGCUGCCCCAGCUCUUCCUCUUCACCAUCUUCAACUCGCUCUACGGUUUCUUCCUCUUCCUGUGGUUCUGCUCUCAGAGGUGCCGCUCAGAGGCAGAGGCCGAGGCAGAGAUGGAGGUGUUCACCUCCUCCCAGAUGAUGCAGUAG
Rangifer tarandus platyrhynchus (Svalbard reindeer) is the source of this 1575-nucleotide messenger RNA. The record is from the annotation of a GenBank genome assembly. Lineage: Eukaryota; Metazoa; Chordata; Mammalia; Artiodactyla; Cervidae.